AUAUCCUCUUGCCAUAAAAUCCCAGUCAUAUGUAAAACCAUGUAGCUGAAUGAAGGUGCUAGUGAACAGUGCUAGAAAUCAGAUGGGUUUCAUCACAUGAGGAGAAAUGUCCUGAAGGUAAGUUUCAACACAACACAAGCCCAAUGUUCUCAUUAAUGAAACUUCCAGUUUCUACUCCAUUUAGCCGCACUGUGUGUGCAUGUUUCUGGACUGACUGAGCGCUGGCAGGCGGGCAGGCUGGCUACAGUGAGUUGCCUCUGAAAGUGAAAAGACGGUGAAAGUGAAAGGAGGGUUACAUAUCUGUGAAAAAAGCAGUGCCCACACAGACAAGACAACAGAGGGAGAGAGAGGCCCCGGGUCGAGCUUGAAGGCAGCAGCAGCAGCAGCUCAGCAGACUCAGCCAUGGCGAACAUCGCGGUCCAAAGGAUCAAGCGGGAGUUCAAAGAAGUUCUCAAAAGCGAGGAGACAAGUAAAAACCAGAUAAAAGUAGAUUUGGUGGAUGAGAACUUCACAGAGCUGAGAGGCGAGAUAGCAGGUCCUCCAGAUACACCAUAUGAAGGUGGCAGGUAUCAGCUUGAAAUAAAAAUUCCAGAAACAUAUCCUUUUAACCCACCAAAGGUGCGCUUCAUCACGAAGAUCUGGCACCCUAAUAUCAGUUCUGUGACAGGAGCAAUAUGUCUGGACAUAUUAAAAGACCAGUGGGCAGCUGCUAUGACCCUUCGGACGGUGCUGUUGUCUCUACAGGCUCUGCUUGCUGCAGCAGAACCAGAUGAUCCACAGGAUGCAGUAGUAGCAAACCAGUAUAAGCAGAACCCAGAAAUGUUCAAACAGACUGCGAGGCUGUGGUCUCACGUCUAUGCGGGCGCUCCUGUCUCCAGUCCUGACUACACACGCAAAAUAGACAAACUCUGUGCCAUGGGCUUUGAUAAGAAUGCAGUAAUAGCGGCCUUGUCCUCAAAAUCCUGGGAUGUGGAAACGGCAACAGAGCUGCUCCUUAGCAACUGAAACCCAACCAGAUGUGAGGAUCCCAAACUCCCUUCAUCAUAGCAUCAGCUCCUCCCCCAGCGCCAUUCCACCAUUGCCUUUUGUUACACAGACAGCACCCCCCAUUCGCCACAGCAGCCUGAGCCUUCUUUUAUCACAAGUUUGUUCGCUACAAACUCAACACCGGUAGCACUGCAGUCGCCAAUAUGCACACCGCCCUAUUGCCUGUCUGACCCCAUCUGUCCAUCGUGCUAUGAGUCUUUUCUUCCACUAACUAAAAUGUGUAUCCCUGUAAUAAGCCCAAAAACCCUUGCAGUCACACAUCUUGUCUUCCAUGCCCUUAAUCAUAACUUUUUUUCUUGUUUCUGUGUUCCUUAAUAUUGCAAAGACUCAAAUAACUGCCACUGCCUGGUAGAAUUUCCAGGGUGAAAUGUGAAGGAAAUCCUGCACACUGCUCUCACAGUACAUCAUGUACUCCUUCAGUGGCAAGUUGUAUUUCUGUCACACAGUUAUGGACAUUUCACGCUGAAGGUAUAGCUGGAUUAAUUACUUGACUGGAUCAUGUUCUGCAUGAGCAGUGUAAAGGAUUUUCCCUCAACAGUUUACCAUAGAUGCUUCAAUCAUCUGCAGAGGUUUUCUUUUUCUUUUUCCUGUCUGUGGAAUUAGAAAAGGUCACACAGACGUCCUCUGUCACCUGCACACAUGCACAGAAGAAAAAAGUUAUCUGUAAAUAGAUAGUGUAAAUUUGAAAAUACAAUGGGGAUAUACUUUUUUUCUUACAUGGCAUUGUAAAACAAAUUAUUUUAAAUAUAAACUAUGCCUAGUUUACAAUGAUAUGGGGAGAUACCUUUUUAUGCUUUUGUGAUCCAUGAGAAAUCCCUCUGAAUGUCCUGUUGUUGGGUUUUUCUUGUUUUCUUUUCUUGAGAUCGUUUAGGGGUGACACAGCCAAUAUAUCCUAGCCCUAACGGCGUAGGAGGUGACAGCCAGCUCAGGCCCCUGAAGAUCAUUACACACCACCUCCUCUGCCACAUAAUCCAUUCUUUUCUUGUCCCUGCAUGUUCCACGCUGCCUUUCUUUUAUUUGGCCAAAUGACGUGGUCAUGGGACGUCUGUCCGAUUUAACAUCCCGUCAGACCUGUGGGACUCGUGAGACUCUUUCGAAUUUAUAGAAAGAGCCACCUGGACCCUCUGCUCGGCAAUCCACUCGGCACACACCCAUUUCGGCAUGAUACCUGUAGGGAACCAAGCCUUUUUUUUUUUUCCCUCGUUAAUUUUACAAGUAUGUUGCUGGAAAAUUCUCUUAUGCUCUGAACAGGUUUUUUUCCUGGAACAUUUACUGGACAACACCUCAAGAAAUGAGUGACUCUGAAUGUUAAGGUUUUGAGUUUGCAAUGCUGUGGUUCUUUUUUUUUCCACUCAUUUCACAGCAAUCAGUAUCAACUAUAGACACGUUCUUUUUAGCCACGGAGUAAGGAUGAGCUCACCUUCUAUCAGUCCUGAUGUUGGAUCACUGAUCCAAUCCAGCAGCACUUAAUCAAUACUUUGGCCAUAUAUACAGGUGUAUAGGUGACACCCUAUAUUCCGAACAUGCUUUAUUACUCAGCCAAAUAAAAUGAUCAUCGAGGUUGUCUUUGAAUGAUGUCUUUCGAGUAGUUAAAGAGGCUGGAACUCCUAUUAUUUUAUGAAGCAGAUAGCAGGCCUUCAGUGUUUUCACACAUGCUGAUUUGAGGUACAAGGACUAAAGAACUGCUUAGCCUAUAGAGAAGCGAGGUGUUGAUGCAUCCUCACACACAGCCUUUUUAUUUUUUUAAGAAUUAUUUCUUUUGCUUGCCCUCCAGCUCAGUCUCUACCAACACAGCGGCAUAUUACAGUACUACAUGGCGAUAUCGUGUACCUUCUCCGUUGAUGAUGAACCAUUUCCAGCCAGAGCCAAAAAAACCAAACAUUAAAGUUCAUGGUCAGCGGUAGAAAGCAUACACCAUCUCUUUUACUUGUAAAUAGUGAGGCUCUUGAUUUAAAAAAAAAAAAAGGCCUCCUCGUUAUCACUAGAGUGCACCAUUGAUGGCUGGAUCUAUAUUUUGUAAGAAAAAAGGACAAAAAAAAGGAUAAAGAGGCCCUCUCCCUGUCUUCCUGAUGUUCUCACUAUGUACAACAUUGCACGAUGACAAAGCAUAAAAAAAGGGGCUGUUGCAUCUCAGUUUCUCCAUUCGGAUCGAGACUUAUUUUCCUCUUUUGUUUCUUUGGAAGCAAGCAUCAGCAGUAUAAAAAGCAUGGUUAUUUAUUGUGACAGUGUCAUGUUUCUUUGAUUAAAAAAGGAAAAUCAA
This is a messenger RNA of Scomber scombrus (Atlantic mackerel), 3307 nucleotides long. It is a transcript of the gene ube2kb, whose product is annotated as ubiquitin-conjugating enzyme E2Kb (UBC1 homolog, yeast). Bases 403 to 1005 code for a protein of 200 amino acids. NCBI's taxonomy places the organism in Eukaryota, Metazoa, Chordata, Actinopteri, Scombriformes, Scombridae. Gene Ontology annotation, biological process: protein polyubiquitination; proteasome-mediated ubiquitin-dependent protein catabolic process. Gene Ontology annotation, cellular component: nucleus. The transcript is spliced from 7 exons. The record is from RefSeq and is a predicted model, not a curated record. Gene Ontology annotation, molecular function: protein binding; ubiquitin conjugating enzyme activity.